AUGAAUGUACCAAAACAGGGUUUCAAAGUGUCAUGCAGAGAUACGUCACCUGAAUGUUUAAAGAGAUCGCUUCAAGAAGUUUAUCCAGAAUUUAUACAUGGAAUUCCAGAAUUAGGAAUUACGUCGUUAGAUCCUUUUGCAGUAGAUAGUUUAGUUCUAAAACUUCCUGGUGAGCUCACGCUUGAAUUUAAAGACGCCUAUGCAAAAGGUCUUCAGAAAUGCAAUGUUGAUUAUAUAAGACUAAUCGAGGAAUAUAAUUUAGAUAUUCAAUUUAAUUGCAACCUGCUCACCAAGGGUAAAUAUCGGUCUACGGGACGACUUUUCAUGUUCCCAAUCGACGGGGAAGGUCUUUCAACAAUCAUUAGCAGAAAUUUAAAGAUACGUUGGAACAUUCAAUUUUCUUCUAUAACAAAAGACGAAGGUCAAAAGUACAUACAAAUUAAAAACUUGAAAACGUCCCAUUCUUUCGAAGGUCGCGUCACGUAUAAUAUGACAAACCUCUUUAAAGGAAACGCCGAUAUGAGUAAAGUGGCACUAGACUUUAUGAACGAAAACUGGUAUAUGGUAGCAAAUGAAUUAGGAAGCCCUCUAAUUAACUACUGUAUAAAUUUAAUAAUUAGUAAUCUCAACCAGUUACUAAACAAGGUUCCAUUAAAUAAUCUGAUAAGUACGUAAACAAUGAGUGCUAACUGUUAACUAGCGCAUAAUAUUCAUUAUUAUUAUGAAUCAAUACGAAAUAUGUUACUAAAUAAUAGAGUAAAGCACAUCACUAUGGUACUUAUUAAUAUGAGUUUUCUUUCAACCAAUUAAAAUAAUAAUGUAAAUAUAUAUUGUACGAAUUAUUUAUGUCUCAUAUAACUCUAUUUUUUUAACUCUAUAUUCGUCACAUCGUAACGACAAAAAUAACUUUAAAAUUCAAUCAUGUCUCUAAGCUGUGAUUAAAAGUAGUUGUCGUUAUUUACCAAUAAGCCUCUUUAGCUAAAUACAACAAACAAAAAGAAAAAACAAAUUUCAAUAAAUGUGACUUUUAUUUUGCAACAACAUUUUAAUCUAAAAAACUUUCAUCAUCAAUUACAUAUUUAUUUUUAUCUUACGUUUACGCCACUUUUUCAAUGAGUUAUACGCUGAAAUCAAAAUUAUAGAUUCAAUUGACAGAUUGAAGUAGGUACUACUAAUAAUAUUUAUGCAAUUUGUUUAUUGCAAUGCUAGAUUCGUUUUGUAUCUAUACUAAUAUUAUAAAGCUGAAGAGUUUG
Messenger RNA from Melitaea cinxia (Glanville fritillary), 1253 nucleotides. RefSeq names its product circadian clock-controlled protein daywake-like. Bases 1 to 675 code for a protein of 224 amino acids. The record is from RefSeq and is a predicted model, not a curated record. The transcript has 5 exons. NCBI's taxonomy places the organism in Eukaryota, Metazoa, Arthropoda, Insecta, Lepidoptera, Nymphalidae.